CUGAAUUUCGCUUCUCUCGGACCACUUUUCCAUUCUUCACCUCGUGUUGCUCUCACCGACGAUGUGACCGAGUACACUGUCCACGCUAUCAAGCACAUCUUUACCAACCAUGUUGUGGUGCAGCUUGAUUGCAAGAACACACUCAAUGAUCAGCUGCUCGAGAAUGUGACUGUGGAGCUUGAAGACGGUGAAGGAGAAUGGACUACGGAACAUGUAAUUCCGAUUGAUAACCUGCCUUAUAACGAAACUAAGUCUACUUAUGUGCUGAUGGAGUUCCCAGAAUCAGGUUCGGUCACUGGAAACUUCGCUGCAACUCUGAAGUUCAAUGUGAAGGAUGUUGACCCAACAACGGGUGAAGCUGAAUCGGAUGAUACCUAUGAGGAUAGCUAUGUGCUAGAAGAACUCGAAAUUGCCGUGGGUGACCUGGUUGCACCAGUCGUGAAGCAGAAUUUCAUGGCAUCGUGGGAGGCACUCGAAGGAGCAACAACUGUCGACGAAACCUUCCAUCUAACGACGGUUAAUACAUUAGCGGAAGCGAUUAAGAAGGUGUCAGAACUUCUCGGAAUGGCCCCUUGUGAGCGUAGCGACCGCGUUCCCGAAGGCAAAACGCAACACUCCACAAUGCUAGCAGGGGUUUUCCGUGGCGGAUUCGAGGUACUGUUCUCAAUCGAGCAUUUGCUUAGUAUGAAAAAUUUCUCAUCGAAUCACUGCAAAGCAUCUGAAUGUGAAUGGAAUAUUUUUUUCGGAGAAGUCCUUUUGAGUUUCUCAGUCACGUUAGUUAAAGAUGUAUUUACCAUCUUCUGUUUUGAAAGAAAUUCAUCGUAUCAUAUUAAGGUGCUGGCGCGGUUGAAUGUUGCGAUGGAUCCGGCAGAUAAGUCAAUCAAUAUGAACAUUCUCGUGCGUUGUAAGCAGUCCGACGUGCGGAGUUUGUUGCCAGUGCUAUUGCGUGAAAUGUGCAUACCUAAAAUGUUCUAA
Molecule: messenger RNA, 975 nt
Organism: Ostertagia ostertagi
Lineage: Eukaryota; Metazoa; Nematoda; Chromadorea; Rhabditida; Trichostrongylidae
Source: the annotation of a GenBank genome assembly